AUGUCCAGGUUGAUGUCCGCCAUGCUGCUCGGAGGCGCGCGCGCCGCUGGCGCCGCAGCGCUCACCGGUACCACCGCCGUCAAACCUCUCCCCAAGCACUACCUCCUCGCUCCCCGGCCGCACACCGCGAGCUGGAGCCCCCUCUGCUUACAGACCGCCCCGAAGUCGUCUCAGGCGUAUCAUAACGCGCCGGAGGACCGGAGGGAGAUCAAGGACAAGUACAGGGGCGCGGCGGAGCAGGCCAAGGACGCCACUGGCAACGCCAAGGACAGCAUGAAGGAGACGGCAAGGGAAGCCAAAGACAGGGCAGACCAGAACGCGUCGCGCAUGGCUGAGGAGACCAAGCACAAAGUGGGGGACGCCGCCGAGGAAGCGUCGCACAUGACGGAGAAGGCAAAACAUCAGACGAAGGAGACCGCGCAGGAGGCCGCCGAGAAGGCCUCCCGCAUGACGGAGAAGGCCAAGCACGAGACGAAGGAGACCGCGCGCGAGGCCGCCGACAAGGCGGGCGAGAUGAAGGAGAGAGCGAAGGAGACGGCCGGGCAGGCGGCGGAGAAGACGAAGGAGACCGCGAGUGCGGCGGCGGACAAGACGGGGGACAUGAAGGAGAGGGCCAAGGAGACGGCCGGGCAGGCGGCGGAGAAGACAAAGGAGACGGCCGGGCAGGCGGCAGAGAAGACAAAGGAGAUGGCCGGCGCGGCGAGGGAGAAGACAGCGGAGGUGGCGGAGGGCGCCGCGGAGAAGGCCGGCGAGGCCAAGGACAAGGCAGCGGAGGGCGCGAAGAGCGCCGGGGAGAAGGUGGCGGAGAUGACCAAGGAGGGCGCGAGCAAGGUGGCGGACACGGCCCAGGCGCUUGGCGACAAGGCGAAGCAGGCGGCGCAGGACAUGUGGGGCGCCACAAAGGAGGCCGCGCAGGUGGCGACGGACAAGGUCGUUGGGGACCACACGGCGGAGGAGCACUCGUCGUGGGACGACGUCGCCGCGGCCACCAAGGAGAGGGACAGGAUCGCGCAGGAGUCGCAGAAGAGGCAGGCCAGGGAGAAGGGCUCCGGCUUGCCGUAG
Messenger RNA from Lolium rigidum, 1062 nucleotides. RefSeq names its product ABA-inducible protein PHV A1-like. The record is from RefSeq and is a predicted model, not a curated record. NCBI's taxonomy places the organism in Eukaryota, Viridiplantae, Streptophyta, Magnoliopsida, Poales, Poaceae. The transcript is spliced from 2 exons. Bases 1 to 1062 code for a protein of 353 amino acids.